Molecule: messenger RNA, 4529 nt
Organism: Cuscuta epithymum
Lineage: Eukaryota; Viridiplantae; Streptophyta; Magnoliopsida; Solanales; Convolvulaceae
Source: the annotation of a GenBank genome assembly
UUUGAUCCCCUUAAAAGUUAAAAGUUUGGUGUGAUUGUUUUAAAUCAAUUUUGAGUCUUCUCCCUUUCAAAUAAAGGCGGUUUAAAAUUAAACAACGAGCAAUCCAGAGUUCGCUUCAUACCGGAGUUCUUCUCCCGGAGUUCCAUUGGGGUAUUCUCUUCUGCACAUUUGCCAUUCAUUCCAUACGUAUUUAGAUUCAUUCCUGAUUCUUACCAUUCUUCGCAGUAACCAUUCUUCGCAGUAACCAUUCUUCAGACCAUUAUUGUGCAGUUCUUUUUCUUUGGUUCAGAUAAACAUGAAGCUGCAAGAAUUGAUGAAGGCUGAGUAUGAAGUUUUGAAAGAAGGAGAGCACAUAAGGAUCGCCACUGCGUACGAACACGGAUCUCCACCCAUUGGCAUUGGAGCUUGGACGAGAGUAAGCCACGGCGAAUUGAGUCACGAAGGUGAACGACUAAAAAACGUCAUUUGGCAUGGAAGAACCUACUAUUGUGCUCCAGGCGCUGGCCAAUACCUGUCGGGGGAAGGCAUCUCCUUCCCCAUGACACCAAGAUCUCGAGCCGCCGCGGCCGCACGCAAAGCAGCCGCCCACGAAACCUCUUCUCCAGGCUCUGAUCCAUCAGCAUCCUGGCCUUGGCUGCUAUUAGGCUGUGUAAGUGCGGCUUUCUUGGUAUACUGUUCCUUGCCCAACGAGCAGCGUCAGAGCAUUGGGACUAUCAUGACGAGCUUCCGUGACACUGUGAAAGCUGCUCAGGAAAGCUUCCGGGAUGCCCUGACAGUAGCCAAAGAAACUGUACAGGAAGUGAAGCACAUAUCUGACAUGAUGCACUCUUAGUUUUUUCUUUUUUUUUUUGCAAAAUUGCCCUUGCUUUGCCCGGAAUAAGAAAUGCUAUAAAAUUUCUCUUUAAAAAUCCUGUAUAUACUCCCUUACGCUUUAGAAAUCCUGUAUACACACUAAAUUUCCUUUGAUGAUGGACCCUUAUUCCUUCACUGAGUGUGCUUUUAUUGGUUGUUUAUUUAGCAUGUACUGCCUCUGCUCUUGUCAGUUAUAGUUGCCAGUGUUGAAUGCGGAAUGUAUUGAACUCUCUAGAAAUAUGAUGCUGAGGAGACUCAACCUGAUUUCAACCCUAUCCUAACAUUGGAUAUGGGUAAACAGGUAGCUCCUAACAAUAACCCCCAACCCCCCUAAACUGCCCGCCCCAAUCUGGAGUUAAUGAGGGUAAGGAUGAUGGACCUCAAACUGAUCGAUUUGAGGAUGCUCUACAGAUCCUUGAGGAUAAUCCAUCUGAACCUAUUGCUGUGAUUACCCAAGUGGCUAUGUCUGAAACAGCCAAAGUCCCUGCUAAUAAUGCCUCUCUUACCAACAAUAAUUAUGUAUGUGCUACUCAUGUGGAUGAUAAUGUUAUCCCCUCUGAAUAUAUAGCUGUGACUAACCAUCAGGAUGUGGAUGGUAAAGCCGCAGACCACUCUCUGAACUCUAAUGACCCUAAAGACCUUUUAACUAAUGUUCAGGCUAUUGCUGCAGCUAUUAUUGGUAACCCCAUGCCUACACCUUCAUCACCAAUCAGUGCCCCUUCACAGAGCUACACUUGCAAUUCCCUGGUUCUUAAUGAUAUGAACCAGGAAGGUGAUGAGGUGAAUAAUCAAUUGGAAACAGAAUUGGACCCCAGAGAAACCCUUUCUGAAGGGGAACAAUCUAAAAAAACCAAACAGUUUUAGCACAACUCUUCUGGCCCCUCAAAGCCUCAUACUAAUACAGUUCCUCAUGCUUGUUUGGAAUAUUCGGGGGGAUCGAGAACUCCCAGUCCACUGACCGUGUUAACCUUUUAUGCAAAACUUAUCAUAUCAAUUUCCUGGCUAUUAUUGAACCCAAAAUAAAUCCAACAAUUCGCAAAAUAAAAUGAAGCAGUUUGGUUUUUCUAAUGCUUUUGCGCAUCGUCUUUAUAAAAUCUGGAUCAUAUGGGAUCCUUCUUACACUGUCAACAUUAUUUCUGACUUAUCUCAAUGCAUUAAUCUCUCUGUCACUACUAAUCAAAUGUACUUUCCUAUAUAUAUUUCUAUUGUUUAUGGUGGUAAUGACAGGAUUACUAGACGUACUUUGUGGGAUGACCUGAAUACUUUCAGGCAUAACAUAGGGUCUAAACCUUGGCUCUUGGGUGGAGAUUUCAAUGUCAUUAGCAAUGCUAGUGACUACAAUGGUAAGAGUAUUCCCAAUAAGUAUGAUAUGGAAGAGUUCACCGAAUUCAUUUUUUCAAACAGUCUUUCUGAGCUUAACUUUCAGGGUACUCCUUUCACUUGGAUGGGGAAUAGGAUGAAUGGUUUGGUUUUUAAAAAGUUAGACAGAGUUACGAUUUCAAAAGAGUUUUUGCAACUUAACUGGAAUCUAACUCUUAAGUGUUUGACGAAUAAAUGUGUUUCUGAUCACAACCCCCUUCUUCUUCAAGAAAAUUCUGCCCCUUUUACUGGUCCCAAAAGUUUUAGAUUUCAGCAUAUGUGGACUAAACACCCUUCCUUUCUUAAUACUGUCAAAACUUCCUGGGAAACUCCCUGUGAAGGUUAUGACAUGUGACUGUUUUCAAAUAGACUCAAACGGCUAAAAGUUGUGUUAAGAAACUGAAAUCAUGACAUUUUGGGAAACAUUUUUAAUCAACAGUCCGAAGCUGAGAAUGAAAUUGCCAUUCUUGAAGAAAAAACCUUGGAUUCCCUAUCUGAGGAAGAUCAGUUACUCCUGAAACAGGCUGAGGCUAGAUACAUUCAAGCCUCUUCCUAUAUAAACUCGUUUUAUAGGCAAAAGGCUAAAGUGAAAUGGCUUAAGGAUGGAGAUGCAAAUUCAAAAUAUUACCAUCUAUCCUUAAAAUCCAAACACAGCAAACUUAACAUCAACAAAAUUAAGUUGGACAACAGGUCCUGGAUAGAAACCAAUGAUGAUAUCAGUAGUGCUGCUAUUAUUUUUUUCACUGAUCUUCUUACUGCCAAUGAUACUACUGACCAUCUUGAUUCUAACUCUUAUCUCAAUAUUACCAGUCCUGUGAUUACUAAUGAGGAUAAAGAUCUUCUUAUGAAUCCUAUAACCCAUGAUGAGCUUGAGAUGGCUGUUUUUGGGCUGGAUAAAAACAGUUCCCAAGGGAGUGAUGGAUUUGAUGGUUUUUUCUAUCAAUUUUUUAUGACAUUAUUGGUAUUGAUCUUUAUAAUGUUGUGCCCGAAUUUUUUUUGUGGUGUUCCUAUCCCUAAGGCCAUAGCUCAUACUUUCAUUGCUCUUACCCCAAAAGAGAAGAAUGCUUACCAGCUUUCCAAAUUCAGGCCUAUUAGUCUUAGUAACUUUUUUAAUUAAAUUUUCACUAAGAUUAUUACUCUUCAUUUGACCCCCUUGCUUCCAAAAAUAAUUUCUGUAAACCAAACUUCUUUUCAAAAAGGAAAGGAAAUUUCCGAUAACAUUUUGGUUUUACGGGAGCUGGUUAACCGUAUUCAUAAUAAAAUUCGGGGGCAUAAUAUUAUUUUCAAGUUUGAUAUGCUGAAAACCUUGUAACCUUGGAAGUUGAAUUUCAGACAGAUUCAGCAAUGUUUUCUCACCCUACCAAUGUCCCCAAGCUCCAGCAUUUCAGCAUGUCGGUAAUUCGCCCCAUUGAUAUGAGGCACAUCAUUAGCUGGGUAGGAAAGGAUUGUCCUCAGGUUGAAUCUCUUUAUCUUGAUUUCUGGUUGGGAGACCACACUUGCUCAUAUAGUUUUCCACGCGAGGUGCCCACAUUUGGUCGUAUGAGGCAGCUUUACAUGCUAAUGGAGUUCAAUGAGUUGUUUGAUGUGACCCAAGUUGCUGCUUUAAUGACUGGCUGUCCACUGCUUCUGAGAUUGCAUUUAGUGGAGAUGAAGGAUGAUGACGACUACACAGGGAAGGACCUAAUAAGUGCAAUGCCAAAUGAUAUAUUGUGCUCCAUCCUCUCACGUAUGGAUACAAAAGAUGUGGUUAGGACUAGCAUAUUGUGUCGCAGAUGGAGUAACCUCUAUCUUUUUCUGCCUUAUUAUUCUUUUAGCUGCCGAUGCUCGUUCGAGAUUCCUUUCUUUGGCCAGUGUAGUUGUACAGCUGAGAACAAGAAGAAAUUUCUGACUGUCUUGGAUCGGUUUUUUAGAAUCCCUAGAGGAGCUGGCUGUGAAAAGAUUAAAUCUUUCAGCCUGUCAUCCCUAGAUGGGGUGUGGAAGAGCUUGCAUUCAGGCUGUGUUGUCAACAGAAUACAGAACAAAUCACAUUUCCGCUUCAGAAGCUUUUAUGCAAAGCAGCAGCAGCACCGAUGCUCAAAUCUCUGCAUUUGGUCGCAUGCAUCCUGGAACGGUGGAACCCUUCAAUCCCCAACAGCCUUUCAAGUCUCUAACAUCCCUAAGAUUGGGUUAUAUCGAAUCAGUUGAUGUGCAGGGCAUAUUGUCAUCAUGUCCGGAACUUGAGUAUAUAGUAUUCAUUUAAGACACUAAAUUGAUAGCAAUAUCUAAUGCUUCCAAAAAUGUCAAUCAAUUUCUAAUAAACACAUUUAAGUAACUUGAGG